This is a messenger RNA of Funneliformis caledonium, 140 nucleotides long. The record is from the annotation of a GenBank genome assembly. NCBI's taxonomy places the organism in Eukaryota, Fungi, Glomeromycota, Glomeromycetes, Glomerales, Glomeraceae.
CUGAAAGAUUUAUCUAUAUUGAUAAUGAAAUACCAAUAGAAUCAUUAAUGGAUGAAGAAAUUAUAGCUGCAAUAAUUUCAAGUUCUGAAAAUAAUAAUGUAGAAGAAGAUGAUAAAUUGAAAAUAUAUUAUUACCAAUAA